CAUGCUGGCCAUACUCGGUACUCAGGCAUCGAGUUUUUAUUUUCAAUUUUCUGAUGACAAAUCUGAUGGUAAGGACUGCUUCCUAAAGGUCCACAAUUUCCCCUCACACACAAUUGAUGGCUGGAGAAUAAAACCAUGCAAUCCUCCUACAAUAAGUAGAAGUCUUGUUGUUCGUUACAGCAGUAAAAGUGCUGAGCCUCCAUACAUUCAAGUAUCAGUAAAACCUGAUCAGUCUGAACCUGUUGCUGAUGAGAUGUCCCAUGCUUUAUCUAUUGAUGGUAUACAAACAUCAUCUGAUGCAUCUAAUGUUCAAUGGAAUAUUGAAGUAUCAAAAAAUGAUUUAUUAUCAACCACUUUUUCAUCAAUUGUUCCAUCAGUUGUUGCUGCCACUUCAAUGGAAAAUGUACGACCAAAAGAUCAACAGGCCCAGCAACCAACACUUGAUUCUGCUGAACUAGCAGUAAAAGCUUUUAGGAAACAGUUUGAAGCUUUAUCAAAAUUGUUAUCAGUUUCUUCUAAUAGACUGGCAGUUGCUCCUGCAUUGUUUGGUGACGGUCUGAUUACUGAGACUAGCUUUGAUGAAGCUAUUGAUGAUGGUCCAAAGACUGAUCAAGCUAAAGGUUUAUCACUAAUGAAAGCUAUUAAAGCUACAAUCAACGAACAACCAAUAGAAGCAAUAUUAGGACUUAUCAAUGUAUUUGAGAGAGUAGAACCAUUCAAACACAUUGCACACAAACUAACUGAAGACACUCAUCUUUAGUUACCUUUUGAUUACCUUUUGGUAUCAAUUUUUGUUAAGUUUUAGUUUUGAUGUUAUAUAUUUAGAAGAGGCUC
Molecule: messenger RNA, 834 nt
Organism: Amphimedon queenslandica
Lineage: Eukaryota; Metazoa; Porifera; Demospongiae; Haplosclerida; Niphatidae
Exons: 4
Coding region: 2-760 (252 amino acids)
Source: RefSeq, a predicted model, not a curated record